Molecule: messenger RNA, 1767 nt
Organism: Styela clava
Lineage: Eukaryota; Metazoa; Chordata; Ascidiacea; Stolidobranchia; Styelidae
Source: RefSeq, a predicted model, not a curated record
CACAACGAUUGGUUUCCAGCUAUCGCUUUAUUUUUGGGAUUGUAGUUGUUUGUCUAUCCUCAUACUUCAUUUAUCUAUCUUAUAGUCCACCUGCUAUUUCGAAACUUGUGUUGCAUGAAGGUUACACGGAGAACCAAACAGUGAACUUGACAUACAAUCAUCUGUUUUGUGAAAACAUCUUGUUCAAUUUGAGCAAUGGUCAGUGGGUGAAAAAGAUCUAUAGUUAUAAUGUAAGUGAGCAAGAAUAUGAGAAAUUACUGAAUGAAGAAAAAAAAAUGGAUUCCUAUUUAGCUGAAUUUCGCAUUAAACGAGGAAUACAUACACGAUUAUGGAGAGAUGAUAACAAGUGUGGAUUUAAUAAUGUUCAGUCAAAGCCGGAAGGAAAUGCGUGGGCAGCUCCAGCUGGAAGUUGGUGCGAUGUAAAAAGUGAAAAACCCUGUUGCAGCGACAUAUAUGAUGGUCAAUGUGGGAACAUUUGUGAUUGCUCCAGUUGCGUCGAUACCAGGAAGAUAUAUCACGCUGAAAUAAGUGAUUGGAUUCCAUUUGAUUCUUCAUGUCGACGAAGGAACUACACAGCAGCCCAAGCUUGUGAAGUUGUUAAUCGAUUCUCUCAAAUAUAUUUUGUUGGUGAUUCUUUUGUGAGAAAAAUGUCACGAGGUUUUAUUUUGACCCUAAGGUCCGAUCCAACGUAUGGAUUUUUACUGGAACGCUACGAUGAUAAGUUCAAGGAAUUAUGUGUAGGUGUUGAUCAAUUCUACUGGACAGAAUGCAGAACAGGUGGCGGAAAUAUACUAGACAUGCUCGUUGACAAAACUCCGUUUUGUGGACCUCGUACGCCACUUAUUAGUAUAAAUGAAUAUAUAAAUCACGCUUCUGCAAAUGACUUUUUAAGCUUGGUGAAAAAGUUAGCAGGAAAAGUGGGUUCAGUUAUUCUACUUGGUCAGGGUGGACACGACGGCUGUAAAUCUAAAGUGACGAUUAACAAGUUUUUGAGUGCAGCAAUCGAUUAUUUGGAAGACUAUUACAAGAAUUCUGACAAAAUUAAUACUCAGUUCGGAAAUUUUAUAAAGGUGAGGCGAUGGCCACAUAUCAUUUUUAUGUACCCUGACUCCAAUGGAAUAUUGAAACCAAAAGCAUAUCAUGCGGCAAACGGGAAUAUUGUUUGUAAACAAUUUUCCAAGGAAAUGAAAGUGUAUUGCGAUGCUCAUAAUAUUCCUGUACUCGAUUUUUACAGUCUUACAUCAGGAGUUCAUAGUUAUGAUGGAGCACAUCACGGUCUAGGAGCAAAUAUUAUGAAAGUACAACUUUUACUCAAUUACCUUGAUUACAUAUCACAGUUGAACAAUUGAACUACUUAUCUUGUAAUAUCUUAAUUUGUAUGAUCAUAAUAUUUGAUUAUAGUCUUUUUAGCUGCCUUUUUUGAGAGGAUACACCAUGUUUUGGGUCUAGGUAUUGACUCUUUAUCAACACGUUUUUGCAAUGUACUGAGUACUUCAAAAGCUGUGCCAAUUUGGUAUUGUGUACUGAAGUGAACCACCUUAUUAUAAUGUCUGUACACUCAUUUGUACAUAUUUUGUAGAGAAUUGUGUUUCAAUUGGAUUUACUGAAAAACGAUUUUAAUAUUGUUGUCAGUGAUAUCAUAAACAUUUUUAAUACAUUCAUCACUAUCUUCCUAAGAAAAUAGAGAAACACGUUUACCAACUUGCUUUGCGUAUCUGGUGAAUAAAACAUAACAGCAUAGUUAACACAUUAAUCAGCUGUUAAACU